Messenger RNA from Bombyx mandarina (wild silkworm), 2039 nucleotides. RefSeq names its product prostaglandin E synthase Su(P) (gene Su(P)). The record is from RefSeq and is a predicted model, not a curated record. NCBI's taxonomy places the organism in Eukaryota, Metazoa, Arthropoda, Insecta, Lepidoptera, Bombycidae. Gene Ontology annotation, cellular component: mitochondrion. Gene Ontology annotation, molecular function: prostaglandin-E synthase activity.
UGUUGGCUUAUAUAUAAUUAUAUAUUACACUUAGGUGGUUAGUCUUGCCUGCAAAGAAGAAACUUAUGGGUUUAUUUUCUGUUGAAAUGGCUUAAUUUUCAAUCAAGCCAGUACAUUAGUAUUCUCGUGAUAAGCUUAACUAUCUACAAUAUUAACUAAAUUAACAGGAUAGACUGAUCAAAAUGUGGCGAUCAACACUAACACUAUUAAGAAAAAUUGUGGUUCCGUCGCUGAAAGAGAAUUUGCAGCAAUCCAAAACAUUAUUUUCCACUAAGUCACGGCCUAGAUCGACGGUGAGGUUAACACUCAUCAGUGCCGGGAUAGGAGUUCUUGUUGGAGCUGGCUAUGGAGGUUAUACACAUUACAAAAUAAACGCGAAAAAACGUACACUUCCUCAAGAAAACGAAGAAUAUGCAUUUUUAAAGCAAGCACCCAAGUACACACCGCAGUAUUGUGUUAUAAAUGAUUCAGAUACUAGUAAUCUUAGCUUAGUUCUGUUCCAAUACAGAACCUGUCCAUUUUGCUGUAAAGUCCGUGCCUAUCUUGAUGCCCGUGGUAUCAGUUAUGAGGUAGUUGAAGUUGAUGCUGUACUUCGUCAAGCAAUCAAGUGGUCUGGUUAUAAAAAAGUGCCUAUUGUCCUCGCUAAAGUGGAUGGAGGGUACCAGCAAUUACUUGAUAGUACAGCAAUAAUAUCUAUCCUUGAAACAUAUUUAUUAGACAAAAAAUCUCAAUUAACUGAAAUCAUAAAAUUUUAUCCUGUAUCUCAAUUUGUUAAUGAUGCAGGGAAGAACAUAACAGAAAUUACCAAUAAAUAUUUCAUAAUGCAUAAUUCUCCAUUAAGUAAUGACAACGAGAAGUCUGCAGAAUUAGAAGAACGGAAAUGGCGCCAAUGGGCUGACACUGUUCUGGUGCACACAUUAUCACCAAAUGUUUAUCGGACACCGGGUGAAGCUUUAGAAACAUUCAAAUGGUUUGAACAAGCGGGGCGCUGGAAAGAAUCGUUCCCGGGCUGGGAAUGUGCACUCAUGGUUUAUGUCGGAGCUGCAGCUAUGUGGAUGAUUGCCAAACGACUUAAGAAAAGACACAAUAUUAGUGAUGAUGUCCGUCAGUCUCUUUAUGAUGCAGCAAAUGAAUGGACUAUCGCAGUAAACAAAAAAGGAAAACGAUUUUUUGGCGGGGAUGCCCCUAAUUUAGCAGAUAUCACUGUGUACGGAGUGUUAAGUAGCAUUGAAGGUUGCAUGGCAUUCAAAGAUUUAAGAAACAAUACUCAAAUCGCGAAGUGGUAUGAUGAUGUUAAAAACGCAAUAGAGAGCAGGAUGGGUAAAGUAGAAAUGGCUCACGCAUAAUCCAUUUCAUUGAUAUUCAUGUGCCUUAUACUUUUUAUUAAAUAUUUACACACAGGGUGGGAAUAAUGGUAUUGCCCUCGGGGGUGGUAACGCUUACUCGUGCUCUUUUAGAAACGAUCAGAAGCACUGUUGAAACUAAAAUGCAUAAAAUUAUGAUAUCGAAAAUAAACGUCUUUUGUGUGUGACUAGUUUGGCAUGGUACCCUUUAAGGUGAUAACGUCGGUCCCACUCUGUCGAAUUCGUUGUGUUAUUUAAUAUUCUACAGUAUUGUUGCUUCACUAAGAUUACGAGAUACUGUUAUGUCAAAAGUUAUUCAUUUUCAUUUAUAGUUAGAUUCAUUAAAUGCGAAUAGAUUGUAAUAAAAUGUACGAGCUCAUAAAAAAAAUCUGUUUACCACCAUUGGUUACUCGACUUUUUAGUCUAUCUUGUAAUCUUUUAUAAUGAUGAUCUUCACUAAAGUGGCGGGAACUUGUUGGGACAUCAAUAAGCUUAGAACCACAGAAGUCAUGUUCAGUCAUUUAGUUCUUUUUCUUCACACUUGGUAGUUUCUGAUUAUUGUGGUUAAUAAUCUAUAACUAUUAUAUCACUUUUGUCGAAGAAGCAUUAAAUUAAAAAUAAAACAGUACAAAAUCAUUCACCACGUUUCUUUUCACAUUUGUAAUUCAUUAAAAUUGUAUAAUUUCAAUAAAAAAA